Molecule: messenger RNA, 3930 nt
Organism: Toxorhynchites rutilus septentrionalis
Lineage: Eukaryota; Metazoa; Arthropoda; Insecta; Diptera; Culicidae
Gene: Ssdp
Product: single-stranded DNA-binding protein 3
Exons: 14
Coding region: 1522-2841 (439 amino acids)
Biological process (GO): positive regulation of transcription by RNA polymerase II
Cellular component (GO): nucleus
Molecular function (GO): protein binding; single-stranded DNA binding
Source: RefSeq, a predicted model, not a curated record
AAUCCUAUUAGAAUCGCAUCCGAAAAAAAAAUCUCGUUCUCGUGUAGUGCUGCGCCCGGAAAAGUUCUGAUUCAGAUUCUUUUCUUCCCGUUUGUCGGUUUAGUGUAUAUCAGUGGUGUUAAAAUGUGUCUUUUCUACUAAAAACGUGACUGAAUUAAGUGCAAAUCAAACCACACACACUGUUGUUUGGCUGCAGGCAGUGUGAGAGCAGGAGGAGGACGAAGAUUCGCAUCGCCAACUCUCACCCACAUCGAAGGAUAGCUGCUGCUGCUGCUGCUGCAGGAAGAAGAAAAAACGACACAGGAAUCGCGUACACCGAAGAGGGGGUCACUCAAAUCGGGGCAGUGACAGUCGGAACUGGCGGCGCGUUCCGUUGUGGGUACAUAGUCUCUGCGAAACACUCAUAGUGCAGUUUCCUAGCAUAUUAUGUGCCCGAUUCCGGCGGAAUGUGUGUUCAGAGGGAACCUUUCCGUGCUAUGCUGGUGAAUUGGUCGAGUUGAUGGGUUCAUGCUCGUAGUAGUAGUGCAGUGGUGUUGUUGAGUAUUUUUUGUUGUGUUCGUGUGAGCGAUACAAUCGAUAGAGCAGUGUGAGGUUUUAGUGGAGAAGCAGCAGCCAGCCGCAGCAUAGAAGCUCCCGUGAGACGACUGCCUGCGAGGAACCCUGGUUCGACUCUGUCCAAAGGAUAGAUCUUGAUACACAUGUGUGUGCGUGUGGUUUUGUGCGCUCGCAGCAUAUGACGGAAGAAAGAGAGAAAACAAGCGGUUGAAUUUUGGGAUUUGAGGUGUAUAUGUUUGGUAUGUGGUGGCGUUUUGAUGAAGCGAGGCUACAUUUAGUGGAUAAGCAGUAGCAGAACCAAACGCAUCUCGUCGCGACUUGUGUUGUUUGCGAGGAAAAAGUGUGAACGCAGAGUGGAACCCUCUUCCACAAAGCGCCUGGGUUGACGUAUCGAAUUUGCAACCUGGCCGUCUGAUUUGUGCAUGGUAAAAAUGUUCGUCUCCAAAUAAGUUGCCGCAGCAACUGUGCAUUAGUAAAACAAACAAAUAAUACUAGUGUUUAGUGGCAAUUUUACGAGUGCUGAUAUGUGAGAAAUAUGUCAGAACCAGCUAUUGGUGGGCGCAGUAAUCGACAGUGAAAAGCAGACCACUGUGUAGCCUCAGCAGCAGCCAGCCAACCGGCCAGCUAACUAGGUUUAGCUGCUUGUCGACCGCGGAAAAGAAGAAGGCUCUAGUGAAACCAAAACCCUCUCAAUCCCCAAGAUAGAGGAAAAUAGAAAGAAAAAAACCGUCGGUGUGCGUGGUGCACCACGUGUGUAAAGUGCCGCUCGACAAUCGUGAAAGUGCGUCGUGUGAAUCCCGCGAGUGGUGUGGUUCGACCUUUUGCUUCCGCUGGUUUGUGAUUUGUGUCCGUGUACCGUAUGGAUAAGAAGUGAGUCGAUAUUAGAAGUGCGCGACAGCGGAAAAGUUCGUGGUCAAAAGAGAGUGUUAUCAGGGUAGCCAGGUGUGCGUGAGUGUUAUCCACAAAAUGUACGCGAAAGGCAAAGGAACAGCGGUGCCGUCGGAUGCACAAGCUAGAGAAAAAAUUGCACUGUAUGUAUAUGAAUAUUUAUUACACGUAGGAGCAUCGAAAGCAGCACAAACAUUCUUAUCGGAGAUACGGUGGGAGAAAAAUAUCACACUAGGCGAACCUCCGGGCUUCCUGCACUCGUGGUGGUGCGUAUUCUGGGAUCUCUACUGCGCGGCACCGGAGCGACGGGACACCUGCGAGCAUUCAUCCGAGGCCAAAGCAUUUCAUGAUUACGGUUUCGUGAGUUCGGGAUACGGAGUAAACGGAAUAGCACACAAUGCCGGACCAGCGCCUAGUCCGCUGGGACAGUUACCACCAAACGAGGGCAUGCCCGGCGGUCCGAUGGCACCAACCGGUUUCUUUCCGAACUCCUCCAUUAGGCCAUCACAACCUUCACAUCCUAGUAGUGGGCAGUCCCCACAUCCACAACCACCAAACUCGCAUGGACAGAUGAUGAGCGGCCAGCCAUUUAUGGGAGGUCCACGGUAUCCACCAGGUCCUCGGCCCGGAGUCCGAAUGCCACAAGGAAUUGGAAACGAUUUCAAUGGUCCUCCCGGACAACCAAUGAUGCCAAAUAGUAUGGACCCCACGCGGCAAGGUGAAGCUGGAGACUUUGUAGCAUGGCAAGGCCCUCCAGGUAUGGGUCCAAUGAAUCCUAGAAUGAACCCACCUCGCGGUCCCGGGAUGGGACCCAUGGGCGCCGGCACGUAUGGGCCGGGAAUGCGCGGCCCACCACCCAACAGCAGUUUAGGCCCGGGUGGGAUGCCUCCGAUGGCAAUGGCCGGCGGUAGACCCCAGUGGCAAUCGAAUACGUCGUCGCCCAUGAACUAUUCAUCCUCGUCACCUGGCAAUUACGGUGGUCCUCCGGGACCCAGCGGACCUCCCGGACCCGGAACGCCGAUCAUGCCAUCACCUCAAGAUUCAUCCAACUCCGGUGGCGAGAAUAUGUACACACCAAUGAAACCCGAAUUCCCUAUGGUCGGCGGCUCGGACGGAGGUGGCCCGAUGGGAGGUCCCAUGGGGCCGAACUCGAUGGGCGGCCCGGUACUUAACAACGACGGUCUGGAUGGUAUGAAGAACAGCCCGGCGAAUGGCCCCGGAACGCCCCGAGAGGACUCCGGCAGUGGAAUGGGUGACUACAACCUUGGCGGCUUCGGUGGACCUGGAGAGAACGACCAAACCGAGUCGGCCGCUAUACUCAAGAUCAAGGAAAGCAUGCAGGAAGAGGCGAAACGCUUCGAGAAAGAUUCCGACCAGCCCGAUUAUUACAUGCAAUAACAUCCUCCUCCUAGCGUUUCUAUUACUGCAACAACAUCAACUACUACUACUGCUGCAGCAACAUCAACUAUUACUACUACCACUACUACAAGUACUACUUCUUCUGUUGUCGAACAAACUUGUACUGAUAACAUUCAUUUCGCCCCUAUGAGUACUUCGACCAACACAACAAACGCCGCUUCUUUCACUACUUCUACCAAAUGCAACUGAGUUGUGCUUCUCUAUUUCUUGAGGACAAAACACACACACACAUACACCAAGCGAGCGGCAACCAGAAUGUAUAACACACAGUCCUUAUGUAGAGUAUCUCUUAUUGCUUUUAUUUCCUGUUAUUGGCUCAUAAAUCCACCUAUCGCUAAUAAAACAAAAUUCUACUCAUCAAAAGUCUCACCAUAUAAACAUGCCUCGUGAAGUCAGAUUCUGCAAAAAUAUAACGAUCAUAAACAAAAACAAAACAACACACAAAAAACAAUGCAACCAGAGGUGUGAAAGCCGAAUCGUGUCUACUUUUGUUUCUCAUUUUCCCGUGUAUCCCUCGCAAUAUAGAGAAUAUCUAUUCUCGGAUUUAUCUCACGAAAUCCAAUUUCCGUUGCCCAAAUGAAACCCAAAAGAAAUAAAAAAAAACAAGAAAUAAGAAAAAUAGAACGUGUUGAACAAUUUGUGAGAAACUGAUGCAAAUGAUGCAAAAAGAAUAAAAAAACACACACAACACAACGUAUAGGAUAAUUUUACCAAUAUCAUUAAACGAGAAAACAAAAAAGAAAAGGAAAAGAAAGAAAGAACGAGAGCGUCGAUCCGUCGGGAAUGCCAACCAACACCUUAAACAUAAGACAGCAAACCAAGCAAAAACCGAGCAAAAAAAAGGGAGAGAUGCGCGAGUCUAUCGAUUUGGCAAUAGAAUCGCGAAAACGAUAUAUGGUAAUGAGAAGAAAAAAAGCGAAAGCAAACAAGAAGAUACAUCUGUGUUAGAAUUUAUUAUUAUUAUUAUUUUCUCGAGCAAGACGUGCAACAACAAACAGAAAACUGGAAAAAAAACAAAACAAAAACCAGGAAGAUAGUGGAAAAUAAUCAUUUUUGUGAAACACAAAA